AUGGCAAAUGAGGGUUACAAGGAGGUUACAAUGGGUAGCAUUUUACUAAAGGUGUUACAAGCCGAUAAUAAUUUUAUAAUAAACCGAUAAUAAUUUUGUCUGAACCAAAACUAACCCAUCGGCCAAUUAAAAAUUUCAACUGACCUAUUUUAAAUCAAAACGGUUCCAAACCAAAACGAAACCAAACUGAUUAACCGUUUUGACCGUGUUAGUUUUAUGGGCCGAGAUGCACUCUACAAAAUGCUUCAACAAGGUCGACUAAUCUGACAAGGUGUUUUAAGCUAUGGCAAAUUGGCAAACCUUGUCAAAAAAUUAAAAAAUUAAAAAAAAAAAAAAAAAAAAAAAAAAAAUCCAACCAACCAACAACCAAUGAGAUGGACUACGGUCCACCUAUAUUCCAACCAUUUUUAUAAAUAAAUAACUCUUACUAAGCUUUAAUGCUAUUUUUUUUUUAAGUUCCCACUAGAUCUACGAUCUGUCGAUCCCACUUGAAAAAUAAAAACAUCAGAUUCAUUAAUCCCAGAAACAUCCGUCUAACAAUUAACUUCAUCUUUGCUUAUUUUUCACAUAUUCACAUUCCUUUAAAGUUAGUCUUAAAAUAGACUAACCCCACCUCGCCGAGGCGCCCUCACACCUAAACCGUCACAAUGUUAAACACCAACAUCAUCUCAUCUGCCCUAUAUUUGAUCUUAUUAUCCUCUCAUCUUGGCCAUACCCUUUGUCAGUCCAGAUCCAAUGACAAAACCAUCAUCCUGCUCGCCGGGCAGAGCAACAUGGCGGGCAGAGGUGGUGUGAUCAAUGACCAAUGGGACGGUAUAGUGCCCGAUGACUGCAGUCCAACUUCAUCGAUCCUUCGCCUCAAUGCGAAACAUCAAUGGGUUGUAGCGACGGAGCCGCUUCACCGUGACAUUGAUACAAAUCAUACUUGUGGGGUUGGGCCAGCGAUGUCGUUGGCCCACGCAGUUGUGAGGAAAUCUUUUGGCAUUAGAGAGGUGGGGCUGGUGCCUUGUGCCGUGGGUGGGACUAAUAUUAGUCACUGGUCUCGUGGUGGUCAUUUGUAUAAUCAGUUAGUUAGAAGGGCAAAGGGUUCGUUGCGUGAUGGUGGGACAAUUCAAGCUUUGGGUUGGUAUCAAGGGGAGAGUGAUACGCUCUUAAAGCAAGAUGCUGAUGCUUAUAGAAGGAGAUUGUUGAAGUUUUUUUUGGAUUUUCGGACUGACCUUCAAUCACCUAUGCUUCCAAUUAUCCAGGUAGCCAUAACAUCAGGAGACGCGCGUUUCAUAGAAGAAGUGAGGCAAGCUCAGAUGGGAGUUGAUCUUAUGAAUCUCGUGACAGUCGAUGCCAAGGGACUGCCUUUGGAGCCAGAUAAUCUUCAUCUCACUACACAAGCACAGGUCGAACUUGGAGAGAAAUAGGCCCAUACCUUUUUGCAGUUCCUACCAGUACAUGUACAAAGUAAUGCUGGCAGUUUCUUAGUACAAAAUGAUGCUGCUAAUAUUUUACAUAAUAAUUUCUUAUACACAGCCCUUAUUGCUUUGAUCUUGAUUUUUCUUAGAUUGCAAUAGCAGUACAUAAACAUUAUUUUUUUCAUUUUUAAAUCCUCUACUUUGUUAACAUUAAAAUAUUUUAUUUGCUGUACAAGAAAUGAUAUUGAUAUAAUGAUUUUUUUUUGGCAAAAACCUUCUUGUAUUUCAAAUGUACUGUUAGUGUUAAUUUCAUAAACCUGUACAAAAUUGUCUAUUUGACAUAC
Messenger RNA from Chenopodium quinoa (quinoa), 1747 nucleotides. RefSeq names its product probable carbohydrate esterase At4g34215. The coding region runs from base 648 to 1412 and encodes 254 amino acids. The record is from RefSeq and is a predicted model, not a curated record. The transcript is spliced from 2 exons. Lineage: Eukaryota; Viridiplantae; Streptophyta; Magnoliopsida; Caryophyllales; Amaranthaceae.